Molecule: messenger RNA, 1719 nt
Organism: Amoebophrya sp. A25
Lineage: Eukaryota; Dinophyceae; Syndiniales; Amoebophryaceae
Source: the annotation of a GenBank genome assembly
AAGAACGGGACGCAUGGUGGCGGCGGCGGGGGCGGCGUUCAAAUAUUCUUGCCCUAUGCAGAUGGAGACGAUAACAGUCAUGAGAAGGCAUCUCCCGCUACCUCUACUUCCAAUAUUAACAACAAGAACAUCAACAUGAAGAAACAAGAUCUGUUAUCUGCCAAGCGGUGGUUACGAUUUUCGAUCGGCGGGGGUGGUGGUUGUGGAACUCUGGACGACAAAUUGUUGCGAGAAGAGAAAGGGCCAGAUGGGACAGUGGACAAAAGUGUGAUUGCUUGUGGAAUUCGGCCUGAUCAUCAUGUGUCCGCAGGUUCGCUCGAGGCGAGUCACUUGCUAACUCUGCUCAGCAAGGUGGUUCACCAAGAUUGUUCCCGAUUGUGGAUCCACGGAGGAGGCGGCGGUGGCGGGGGCGGCGUUUCUGCGUCUGAGUUUCUACGAAUGGGUUACGGAUUUGUUUUUCAAGCGGAUGUGAAACUUCAUGACCAGACGACACAUGAAAGCGAAACUUCAACAGAACUUGAUGCAGACGAACAACCAUCGAGUACCCGUGCUUCCUCAGCACCUUCUUCUUCUACAUCCUGUCCAUUGAAGAACUUCGACUUCUCUCUGUCCUCUUGGAGUCAGCCUGGCGUUCUUCCCCCAAGGGAACUGCGUUUGUUGCGCGACGAUCUAGCCAAACCGAAGCCGACAGCUGUCGAACUGGCGAAGCCGCUUCAGCCGCAGAGUUGGUGGUCCUACUUGCCACCGAAGGCACGAGCGCGCAUGAUCAAGCAGAAGCAGGCCGAACGCGGAGAAGCCUGGAAGUAUAUGCGUAUCGUUGAACGAGUGGGGGAGCCGGAGCCGGGGGAAGACAAAGCUUUUGACUCGGCCCUUUACGGAUUCAAAGGGGACGACGAGCUAAUUGGAGCUUCUUCACCAACUUCCACCUCAACCGUAAUUGAUGCACCAGAACAUCAACGAGCAAGUCCUUUUGCUGAUGAUGACCUCAAAGCGGUUUCCGACCUCACACUGGAGGGUCUCAGAUUUCAUUCCGGCAGAGAGGCGAUUGAAUUCUUCCGGAACCUUUCCGAGGCAGAUCAUGGCCAGCCUUACUCAACUUCAUCUACUUCUGCGGGGUUGGCUAACACACAAAUCAACUUGUUCGAAAAUGUGUCCAUGGUGGUGUCUGAGAUGAUUGAUGAUCAGAACAGUAGCAGUAAGUUAACAACAUUCUCAAAAAUGAACAACAGCUCUACUUCAUCCUACAGGACUCCACCCAUCUCAAUGGUGAACAACACGAUGCAAGCAUUGGACGACUGGUCUGCUGCGAGCCUCGCGGCAGUGAAUGCAGAGCCCAUGUUCGCGAAAGUUGCCAGUCAAAGCGUGUCCACCGGCAUCGUAACUUUCUGGCUGGUGCUGGAUUUGUACCCCGAACCGUUUUCCAUCCCGUUUCUGUUGUGUUUUAUCGCCUUCGCUGCGGGUUUCAUGCAGGCUCUGCGUGAAAACGACUUGGGUGAUUGGUUCCAGUACGUUGUGUGGGAAGGCCUUUGGGGUAGCGAAGAAGAGGAUCAUUACACUUCCGACAGCGGACAAGCGGGAGACACCUCCGCAGCAGGCGUUGAGAACAUCAACGUGGCGAACAGAGAGGCAAACGGACAUCAACGUGUUAUUGACUCAGCUUCCACAUCAGUGGUGCCUGCACUUGUCGUACACCGAAACAACUCGAGCACAUCCUGCUGA